AAUGUUGACACCUAAUGGCUGCAUCAACUGUAAUCUCUCUCUCUCUCACUAAAGAUCAAUCUGAACAGUUAUGCAAUAGCUUUUCACCCUUAUCGAUUUCAUUUGGGAUGUGUAGUCAUGCGGGUCAACUUUGCCACUGUGAUUGCAAACCAGAGGACUACAUCUCCCAGCAUGCACAGCGGCUCGCUGCUCCACACUAGUUUACACAUUGAGUGUAGUUCUCUCUUCCACUUGGAGAUCCGCUCUCAUGAUUCACUUCAUUAAUAAAUAAAGAGUUGGGUGUCAUGGCGGAAUCUGCAGCGUGUCCUGCCUUCCAGCUCGGGAGACCUCGAUACGAGCAGGGUUCAUUCCUCGGUCGACUGCGACACUUCAUAGACAUCAUCGACCCCAGCACCCUGUUUGUGUCCGAGAAACGACUGAAAGAAUGCAUGAAACUACUCGAUGACUACAAACAUGGCGAGCUUCCAGCUGGAGUGUCUGAUCAUCAGCUGUGGGAAGCCCAGAAGAUCAAGCAGGCCAUCAUUCAUCCUGACACAGGAGAGAAGAUCUUCAUGCCAUUUCGAAUGUCAGGUUAUGUACCAUUCGGAACACCGAUUGUCAUUGGCCUUCUUCUCCCAAAUCAGACUGUGGUGUCUACCAUUAUAUGGCAGUGGCUGAACCAGAGUCACAAUGCCUGUGUGAACUACGCCAACCGCAACGCCACAAAGCCGACGCCGACAUCCAAGUUUCUUCAAGGCUACGUGGGAGCUGUGACCAGCGCUGUCUCUAUUGCAGUGGGCCUGAAUGUGCUGAUUCAGAAGGCCAACAAGCUGAGUCCUGCCACCAGAAUGAUAAUUCAGAGACUGGUCCCCUUCCCAGCUGUAGCUAGUGCAAACAUCUGUAACGUGGGCCUGAUGAGACACAACGAGCUCUCUGAAGGGAUUGAUGUGCUGGACGACAACGGGAACGUGGUGGGAUCCUCCAAAAUUGCUGCGAGACAUGCAAUCACGGAGACCGCCUUCACACGUGUGGUCCUCCCGAUGCCGAUCUUUGUCCUGCCCCCCAUCAUCAUGUCCUACCUAGAGAGGAUGCGCUUCCUGCAGAGCAACCGCCGGUUGUUGCUGCCCAUCCACAGCCUCGUGUGCCUGGUUACCUUCGGCCUGUCGCUGCCCGUGGCCAUCAGCCUGUUCCCCCAGAUGUCUCAGAUCGAGGUGUCUUGCCUAGAGCCGGAGAUUGCCAUGGCAACAGAUUGCAAGGUGGUGACCUACAACAAGGGUUUAUGAUGGAUGGCGUGGUGUGGGGAGAGCAGAGCAGAGGAUGGAAAUGAGGCUGCAUUGUGAAAUCAGGGAGAAGACCUCUACAGGGAGGCUCCUCUUGUCUUUCUGCUGCAGCAUCAUAACAGAGCCUGUCGACCAUCAUGUACUAACACAGGUUUGUUUUUUAACGGUUCUCAAGAGCCCAGCGACUAUUCAGUCAAGGUUUGACAGAAAGAAGAAGCUGUGUGUAUAGAAAUGACGAUAUAUUUACUGUGAAAUCAUUAGCAUUAAUUAAAUGAUUUUUAAUAUAUACAAAA
This is a messenger RNA of Sebastes umbrosus (honeycomb rockfish), 1552 nucleotides long. It is a transcript of the gene sfxn5b, whose product is annotated as sideroflexin 5b. The record is from RefSeq and is a predicted model, not a curated record. Gene Ontology annotation, molecular function: monoatomic ion transmembrane transporter activity; citrate transmembrane transporter activity. The coding region runs from base 285 to 1262 and encodes 325 amino acids. Gene Ontology annotation, biological process: citrate transport; mitochondrial transmembrane transport; monoatomic ion transport. Lineage: Eukaryota; Metazoa; Chordata; Actinopteri; Perciformes; Sebastidae. Gene Ontology annotation, cellular component: mitochondrial inner membrane. The transcript has 14 exons.